This is a messenger RNA of Siniperca chuatsi (mandarin fish), 2090 nucleotides long. RefSeq lists its product as uncharacterized. The transcript is spliced from 6 exons. The record is from RefSeq and is a predicted model, not a curated record. Bases 481 to 1059 code for a protein of 192 amino acids. NCBI's taxonomy places the organism in Eukaryota, Metazoa, Chordata, Actinopteri, Centrarchiformes, Sinipercidae.
GGGCGACAAAGAACAUGUAAUGCAGACUGUAUGCCUACUUCAUUAAAGUCAUGAUGAGGUAGUCUUAUUAGUUAUAGAUGGUAAAGAUAAUUGGUAGCCUACUUUUCAUUCAUUCAUGAAUCACUUCCUUAACAAACGCAUUGAGUUUUAUUUUUUUACACACGCCAAUAGUGAGAAUUGGUUUAAUUUGUUGAUUUUACAGUGUGCAGAACGUAAGUCUUAAGUCUCUGUCAGGUUCAAGGUGCUGCUGCUAGCCUCGUUUUUAUUCUUAUAUUUUCGAAGUUAUCUUGCGGAAGAACACAUUUUUCUUUUUUUAUUACAUAUAGGGCUACGGCUCAGGCGCGCGCUGUAUCCUUGCGCCUGCACAGUAUCACAGGUGCGUUUGGUUUGUUGUGAUUGUCACCAGUAUCAAAAAGAAAACUGACAGUAGGCAAAGCAACUGAAUUUAUAGUUUUUUGUGUGAGAAAAGCCCAACGCGCCAUGCUAGGUUUCUGCUUGACAGAUACAACUGACACAUACCUUUCCUUCGGCAGUCUAAGGAGUGGAAGUGUCUGGGUCUGUGAGGACAGAGUCACGGAGUAUGAAAUGAGAACCACGCCUUCUGAGUUAAAGCUCCUGGCUUCGGUGCUUGGCACGUGCAACGCACCUAAGAAGAGUGAAGACCGAACAGGGCUGUCUCUGGGAGAGUGUGCUCUGAAAUGGCCUUUGCACCAUUCAGUCUUGACACUGGAGCUCACCGCAGCUGUAUGCUUCCACCCGAGCUGUUCCUCUGCAGCGGUGCGGCGUCACGGCGCGACCUCCUGGGAGCAUGAGACACAACUGCAGGGCAACCGUCGUUCCCCAAGUGCGAAUAGAGGGGCAGCAAAGGCAUCUCACUCUGCAGGAUUAUACACUGCGUUGUACUGGAAAUCAUGCAGAUCCAUUCCCAUGCAGGACCACCUGUGGCUCAGCAGGCGCAGGAUUUUUCUAUCACUUCCAUCAAAAGGCUCCACAAGGCAAGAUUUUGUGGAACCAUUGUGUCGUCGCAGGCAUCUUCACCUGCAGGAUAAUCUUGUGUAAUCCUUAAAGAGAGAUAGGGGCUAAGAAAGGAAGACUUUGUGUUGUUUUGCACGCACCAGCUCUAAUUCACUAUCCUGUGCAUACCAGCUCCACACUCACAGGCACAAUUUCACACACAUUUCUGAAUCGCACUCUUUCGCACUUCUUUUGUUCUCUCUGUUUCAUUUGAACAUGCACACGUACACCUAUGAAGAUUUUUUAGCCUCUCUCUAGGAGCACUGUACCCUGGCAGUGUAAGAGGAAAAGCACAAAUGUAUCUUGGAGAUACAUUUUCUGUGCGAGAUCAGGCAGAAAAUGGGGCGUCAGUGCAAACGUGUCAAGAUGACACAAGCAGGGCCGUGCACAGACUCUCAAGGGCAAGGGUGGAAGUGAAAAGGAAGCACCGUGCUUAAUUUUCACCCAAAGGUCACAGCAGUGGGGCACAAGUGCCCUUCUGGUGUGACAUUAGAGCAAAAAUGGAGCAUGGAUGUGUUCCAUUAGGGUGCAGAAUUGUACUACACGCCACUGCAUAGAAGAAAAUAUAGUGACCUCACUUGCUAUUACCUUCAUCUACCUUCACUGACACCUGAUCUGAUAGUCUGGAUUUAUGUUUUCAUGCCAAUUUACAUAUUUCUCUACUCACAUCCUCAUUUCCAUCCAUGAAUGAGGAAGAUAUAUUUAAACUGUUUGUUUACUGCAAAUUUAAUGACUCCAUCCACAGCAAUUCAUCACGUUUAUUAGAGCUGCCACUUCCUCUCUUUUUCUUUUUCUUUCUCUUUUUACUUCCUCUUUUUAUGUCUUGAGCCCAUGAAUCCUCAUUGCCAUUCUUUAAAAGUUAAUUUUAUGCAAUAAAGCAAUAAUGUCAUAUCAUCCCACACCACAAGAGUUAGCGGUUAAUGAGUUAGGACCUUGUCGAUGUCUCAGCAUUCAGUCUCCCUCUGCAUCCCAUUCGUUCUCCAAUAAUUGCUUGUUAAUCUCAGGAUCAGCACUAAUACCUGCAGAUCAAUAUCUCACCAUGUUACUCCACACACACUAAACACACACACACACAC